ACCGACUCGAACAACGUUUUCGCCGGGUACCCGAACGACGUCGUCCGCGAGGCCCAGGCCGACGUCGACCUCUUCAACCGCGUGAAUGCCGUCAACCAUGUGGUUAUUCCUCAUUCUGUGACAACCCUCGCCGCCGUGCAUAACGGCCACCUUGCCCAGCUCCGCCUCGGCGUGUGCCCUGACGACUGGCUGCUCGCGCGUGACGGCUCGUGGGAGCUCAUCGCCAACGCCGACGCACCGUUUGAUACCUCGGUCUGGACUUUUGCGCCGCAUAAGCCUGGCGCCCCUCCGGCCACGAUCUUUGAUGCCCUGGGUCGCGACCCGGUCGACAUCUUCACGGAGAACAACCGUGCUGCGCUCCAGCGUUCCCUCCGCUCAAUGUUUGGCUGCCGUGCUCGGGGUAUGCCCGUGCCCGAGCCUGAAGCCCUCCAAGCGUACCUCGCCGAUCGCCUCGCCCGCGUGGCCGCCAACGCCCCGCUGACCCCGCACCGCUUCGACCUGCUCGUCUGCUCGUCAUCCAUUGUAUUUGUCACUUUCGACAACCCGAACCAUGACCUUGUGCCCGAGUCCACUACCAACCCCGUCGUCUUCUUCGCCUCGCGCGAGGUCGGCUACCUCCGACUCGUCCCCCGGGCCGGCAUCAUCACGCCCCCGCCGACCGCAGCGCUCUUCGCUGAGUACGCGGACGGCCUGGUUCGCGUCACACCCAGCACUCACGUCGUCUCCAUCGGCGAUACCCGGCUUUUCAGCGCAGGGGAUGCGAGCCGCGAAGAGCUCGCUUGCCGCGAGGCCAGCGCCGAGCUUUUCGAGUACGCCGAGGGUGGCGGUGUCGACACGUACGCUCUUCAGGCCCACGCGCGUGGUCUCGACGCCAUCGCUACCUCCAUCGCUGACGCUCGCGGUCUCUCAAGCCGCAAGUUCAUCGUCAUCGGGGAGACGGGUGCCGGUAAGUCGACCGUCAUCAACAAGCUCCUCGGCUCUGGCCGUUGCCGCCUUCUUCCACAGUGCAAGUCUCCUGGCACGUCCACCACCUUCGUCCGCACUGACAUCUCCUACGCCCCGGACAACUACUCGCUCGACGUCACCCUCAUUACUGCAGACAUGCUCCACGAGGAGGCGCAUGCCUACGCUGCCAUUAUGGCUGAGCGCCCGGACGAGCAGGACCAGACUCCGGCUGAUGCCGCUGUCGUCUCGCGUGUUUCUCGCCUCUUCCGCGGCGAUCCGGCCGGUCGCAUCUACAUCGACGCUGUUUGCAACAUGGUGGCGUCCACGAACAACGCCAACGACUGCGACAACGACGAAGAAGACGUUGCGGCCUCCUCGAGCACGCCUGCGUCGUCCUCUUCUCGCUCGCUCACCUCUCUGCUCGCCGACACGCAAGCGUACCGCGAACUCGAAGACCUUCGCGCUGCUCGUCCGGCGCCCAUCAUCUCGGGUGACGUCAACGACAUCGCCGCCGCCCUCCUCGGCGAUGACGUGCGUCAGCUUCUCAUCCACCGGGUGGUCAUCACGGGGCCGUUUCCGCUCCUGGCCUCAGGCGCCACCAUUGUCGACCUCCCGGGUCUCAACGACGUCAACGCCGCGCGCCAUCGUGACGCCAUGGCUGUGCUGGACGCUGGCGGCUGCCACGCCGUGUACGUCGUCCGCGGCGGCAUCUCGCCCACAGCGGCCGGCCGCGACCUUGCUCACCUCAUCGCUGCCGCCCCUUUCCUCUCGAUCACGCUCGUCGCCACGCACAUCGACAGCAAGUACAACGACAUCAUGGACGAGAUCGGAGAUGACGAGCCCAACAACGUCGCAGCAGCUAUCGCCGUCUCCAACACCCUCAACGCCAUGCGCGAUCUCUUUGGCGACGGCGUCAUGCCGACGGUCAACGACGAGCUCAGCCGCCAUCCUGACCUUGUGCCCCCCGUCUAUUACCACGCCGUGGCUUGCGCGGGCAUGCUCGGCUUGGCUCGCGACGAUGCCCGCCUCGUCACUGUGUCCGCCGAGCUGGCUGGCCUCCCUGUCGACAUGCCCGUGUCGUCCGAUCCAAAGGCUGACAAAGCUGCCGCCGCCAUCGUAGACGCCAUCGCAGGUGCUGUCGCCGCUGCUGGAGAGGCCUUUCGUCUCCUGCAGGCUACCGACCUCCCGAACGUCACACGCACUGGCCAGCAAGCCGCGACCGCUGCACUCACCGCCAUCAACCCCGGCUGGCCAACCGCCAGCGAGAUGUGGGCAUCGGCAAGGCGCGACGGCGAGUACGCGGCAUAUCCUGUCGCCAACCAGACCGCGGAACUUGCCCGCCGCCAGUCCGGCCCCGGCCAGGCCGCCAUUGAUCUCCUCGCCGAACUUGGCCGCUUGGUGAUGGCCCACCGCGUGGCGAUCUGCGCCGCUGCCGUGGCUGCCGCCGAGGCUGUCGGGGCGCCCGAAGACGACCCCGCCGCCAGCUCCUCUGCUUGUGGCGGUGCCGAUGGUGGCGACGGUGAUGGCGACGGUCCCGUCGUCUCCUCGUUCCCUACUGUCAUCCCCGACGUCCGGGCGGCGGUCGAGAGCAGCCUUGACCGCUGCGAUGCCGCCCUCCUCCGUCUCCAUGCAUCCGUCACCCGCGUUCCGACCCUCGACGCGGCCCGGUCGCAGCUUCAGCGGCGCAUGUCGGCCGAUUACGCGCAUUGCGCCCAGCUGUGGGGCCAGGGUGUUCAACCCUCUUAUCGUGCUGUGGUCAGCGGCGCGCUGGCGCGCGCUGCUGCGCGCGAGAUCCCCACGUGGCUCUACGAGCUCGUCGCUCGCCGCAGCACCGCCACCUCGCUCGCCAUCGACGACAUCAUCGCCAACAUCAACGACGUGCCCGCCAACAUUACCACGGCCAUUGUUCGCCCGUCCAUCCGUGGCUCUCACCCGGGCGUGCGCGCCGCCAUCGAGCUCCUCCGUGCCGGCAUCGGCUAUGUCGGCGAGGGCGUGCCCGACGCAGAUCUCGCGAAUCAGUUCGAGGCCAGCUUCGACGGCACUGCACUCCAGUGCGAGUACUGCCACGACCUUCUCGCCGACCCGCAGCCGCUUGCCCCCUCCCGGACGGACCGCAACGUCCUUGACCAGCACACCCAGAAGUACGUCGACCCGUCCACAGUGGAGCUUUUCGCGGGCGAGAUCCCGCCCGAUGCAGCCAUCGACGCUCUCCUCGCCGCCCCGGCCGGCCAGGCGUGGCUCGCCUCGCAGCACGCGGACGAGUUCCGGCGCAGGCGUCUGGCGCCCCUUCCGGCUUUCUCCGACAACUCGGCGACUCUGAACACGGACGUCCACGCGGUCAGUGCCGCCCUUGCCCAGCAUGUCCUGGUGGACGCGGCGACCAUCGCCGCCGCCAUCAACGCCCUCGCCGCCCAACGCGCAGCUGGCCACAACGACCGUCUCGCUCCUAGCCUCUACCGCCUCUUCUGCCUCGCGCUCGCCCUCAAGCGCGCAUAUGUCAACGCCGCCGGCAUCGACUCGGAUCUCGAAGCUUUCCGUGUCGAGCUUAAUACCAUGGCCGUUUCGUUGCAGCAAGUCAAUGCCACCGCGCGGUACGUCGUGCCUCGUGACGUCGUCGACGCCCCCGUUCUGGACCUCGACGCCGCGUAGCUCGUCACACCGUCACCGCCUGCACGCACC
This is a messenger RNA of Thecamonas trahens ATCC 50062, 3624 nucleotides long. RefSeq lists its product as uncharacterized. The annotation marks the transcript as partial. The transcript has 3 exons. NCBI's taxonomy places the organism in Eukaryota, Apusomonadida, Apusomonadidae. The record is from RefSeq and is a predicted model, not a curated record.